This is a messenger RNA of Haliaeetus leucocephalus (bald eagle), 2741 nucleotides long. RefSeq names its product LEM domain containing 3 (gene LEMD3). Gene Ontology annotation, cellular component: nuclear inner membrane. NCBI's taxonomy places the organism in Eukaryota, Metazoa, Chordata, Aves, Accipitriformes, Accipitridae. Gene Ontology annotation, biological process: nuclear envelope organization; negative regulation of BMP signaling pathway. The record is from RefSeq and is a predicted model, not a curated record. Gene Ontology annotation, molecular function: chromatin DNA binding. The coding region runs from base 54 to 2555 and encodes 833 amino acids. The transcript has 15 exons.
AGCGCGGCGCGGCGCGUGGGUAGGAAACGCCGCGGCGGCGGGGCGAGCGGAAAAUGGCGGCGGCCGCGCAGCUCACGGACGAGGAGCUCUUCUCGGAGCUGAGGCGCUUCGGCUUCUCCCCGGGGCCGGUCACCGAGAGCACCCGGCCCGUCUACCUGAAGAAGCUGAAGAAGCUGCGCGAGGACGAGCGGGCCGGGGCCCGCGGCGGCGCCAGCAAGACCCGGAACAGCAACAACAAUAACACGGCGGCCGGAGCGGCGCCGGGCGGCGGCGCCCCCGGAGCCAGGCCGGCGCCGGCGGCCGGAGGGAGCGGGCUUCACCCCUCUUCCGCGGCCCGAGGCCCGCCGCCCCCCACGGCGCCGGCGGCGGGGCCCGGGGACGGCGACGAGGAAGGCGGGGAGGAGGACGACGAAGAGGAGGAGGAGGAGGCGGAGAGCGAGCAGCAGCGGUGGAAGAACCGGACCGUGAACGGUAACCGGCUCCUCCCCUACGGCGGCGGCGGCGGCAGGGGCAAGUACUCCGACUCGGAGGAGGAGGAGGAGGAGGCGGCGGCGGCGGCGGGGGGCAGGCAGCAGGUACCGAAGGAGGAGGCGGCGGUUCGCCGGCCCAGACGGAGCCUCAGCAAGUCGCCUGCUCCAUUCAUAACAGGCAAAUGCGCUGCAGCCGGCGCUGGCGUGAUGGAGACGGGCCAAGAAAGGGCUGGCGGAGGCUGCGGUGCUGCUGUAGUCGUAACGAAUGACAGGGCGGCGGCGGCUGCCGGGAGUCUAGACAGGGGCAGGAAUCGGGAGGAGGAGGAGGCGGCGGCGGCGGCGGCGGGGGGAGGCGGAGGAGGAGGAUGUGAAAAUGUGGACUCUGGUCCUCCCAGCCCCAGAUACCGCAUCGGCCUACCUAAGAAAUCCCCUCCGGUGUUGUUGCUGCCACCGCCGCUCACGGAGGUGGACAGCGGUAAAAUCACUGACUCUCCAGGCACCGUUAGGAAAGCGACCAAUAAUCACGUUCUCGGCGGUGCUGCCGGUAGCUAUAAUGUCGAAUCCAGGAUCUAUUCAGCUACCAACAGCCUUCCCCCGGGUGGAACCACCUCCUCCCUUAGACUCAACCACUCCAAUCAUACGGGUUCAAAUCAUACCUACCUGAAAAACACCUACAAGAAGAAUCUCUCAGAGCCCGAGGAGGAGCUUCUCCAACAGUUCAAAAGAGAGGAGGUAUCCACCACUGGAGGCUUCAGUGCACAUUACCUGUCCAUGUUCCUCUUAACUGCUGCAUGCUUGUUCUUUCUGAUACUGGGAUUCACAUACCUGAGAAUGAGAGGUUCUGGAGUAGCUGAGGAUGUGGGAGCCAACAUCAAGAAUCCCUUCAGUGAAGAACUAAAAAUAAAAGAAGAUGAAAUAAGUCUCAUGAUGAACAGCUUAUAUGCACUUCACGAUAAAUUGGCACAAGUAGCAGGGGAACAUGAAUGUGGCAGCUCUAUUCAAAGAAAUCUUACCGUCCAGGAGGCAGCUGCGUAUUUAAAAAAUUUAGAUCCAGAAUAUGAAAGUGUACUUAACACAGCAUUACAAUGGAUCUUGAAUAGUGGGGAAGACGUUGGCAUAAAGUGUCUCAGCAAUGACCCUAAUGAGAUGGAUGUCACUAAUGUGACAGAUGUGAAGUAUCUGGAAUCCACUAGUCCAAAGAUGUCUUUCAGGUGUCGUUUUCGCCGUGCAUUUGUUAAUGUAACUCACAGAUUAUCAAUAUUGCUUUUGGGUAUAGCAGUGGUUUGGGGAGUCUUGCACUACAUGAAAUACCGUUGGGCAAAAGAGGAAGAAGAAACGAGGCAGAUGUAUGAUAUGGUGGUAAAAAUCAUAGAUGUUCUGAGAAGUCACAGCGAGGCAUGCUCUGAAAAUAAAGAUUUGCAGCCUUACAUGCCGAUUUUGCACGUGCGUGAUUCUCUAAUACCACCUCAGGACAGGAGGAAAAUGAGGAAAGUCUGGAAUAGAGCAGUUGACUUUCUUGCAGCAAAUGAAUCUAGAGUUCGCACAGAAACACGAAGAAUAGGUGGUGCCGAGUUCUUGGUUUGGAAAUGGAUGCAACCUUCUGCAGCAUGUGACAAAAUCUUAGUAAUACCAUCGAAAGUAUGGCAAGGCCAAGCAUUUCAUCUAGAUAGAAGAAAUUCACCACCAAACAGCUUGACACCCUGUCUAAAGAUUCGCAAUAUGUUUGAUCCAGUUAUGGAAAUUGGUGAUCACUGGCAUCUAGCAAUUCAAGAAGCCAUCUUGGAGAAAUGCAGUGAUAAUGAUGGAAUUGUUCAUAUUGCUGUUGACAAAAAUUCACGUGAGGGUUGUGUAUAUGUCAAGUGUCUCUCUCCAGAGUAUGCUGGAAAGGCUUUCAAGGCAUUACAUGGCUCUUGGUUUGAUGGAAAGCUGGUAACGGUAAAAUACCUGCGACUAGAUCGGUAUCAUCAUCGUUUUCCCCAGGCUCUUACUUGUAACACUCCACUGAAGCCAUCAAACAAACACAUGAACUCUAUGUCACAUCUGCGUCUUCGGACAGGCACAACUAAUUCUCAGGGAAGUUCCUGAGAAGACUUUCUACAACUGCUAGGACUGUUACUUGCAACAGGAAUUUUCCUGUUUGGCUGCCGUCUUCCUUUUUUAGUGCUUUUUGUAUGUAAUACUUUAAUGAAUUAAAUAAAAGUUUGAACGUUCCAGAAAUCUUGUUUCCAAAGGGACUUAGCAAUGAGGCAGUAAUACUGAGCUGACAAAAAA